Molecule: messenger RNA, 447 nt
Organism: Clonostachys solani
Lineage: Eukaryota; Fungi; Ascomycota; Sordariomycetes; Hypocreales; Bionectriaceae
Source: the annotation of a GenBank genome assembly
AUGCUCCCAUCAGAUGACAUUCCAACUUUACGACGGUUUCCAGAAGUUUGGAUCAACAUUAUAAACUACGUCCGCCACGGAGGCACGGCCAUUGCGAUGGGCCACUUCAGUAGCUUCGUUCGACCUAACGACAUCGCUGCGUUCUUCGAGAAAGCCGACUUGCGCUGGACUCAAGGGAUCUACCAACGCUUGAAUGUAGCCCUUCACACCGGGCACAACGCGGCAGGCUUGAGCCUGGCCGCCCUCCCUGGGCAAUACAGCCAGAAGUCCCAGUUUUUACAAGGCGUUCAGCCUGAGGCGGCUCUUUAUACCGCAGAUGGAAUUCUUAGUGAGACGGCAAUUGCCUUGGCCACAGUUGGGGCGGGCAGAAUUGGUUACGUCGGGGACGUCAACGCUGAAGAUGAAACUACCAAAGUCAUUCUUGCCAUCUGUGGCCUUCUCAACUAG